This is a messenger RNA of Pararge aegeria (speckled wood butterfly), 1930 nucleotides long. RefSeq names its product protein ILRUN. The transcript is spliced from 5 exons. Bases 227 to 898 code for a protein of 223 amino acids. NCBI's taxonomy places the organism in Eukaryota, Metazoa, Arthropoda, Insecta, Lepidoptera, Nymphalidae. Gene Ontology annotation, molecular function: protein binding. The record is from RefSeq and is a predicted model, not a curated record.
UUCUUGCUCAUAACCUGUGUUCAUAACAAAUAAUGCGACAUAUUUAGUUGUCCUAGAACUAAUUAUUGUAUUUUCGUUAUUUUAUUUUGCUGGCGUCAAUAUUUAAUGAAAGUAUAUUAACAUUAGCUUAAGUGAAUGAAGCCAGCUGACGAACAUAAACAAAGGAUAUGUCAAUAGUGAAGUGCCGAGACUAAAAGAAAGUGCCUGUGAUUUAGUUUUAAGCAUAAUGGAUGUUGAUGGUUCAGCCGGAGCUGGAGAGGUCAGUCAGACUCAAGGAGAAAUAGACCAGAACCUCCUCUUGCAAUUCAGUUGUAUGAACACAACUGAUAGAGAAGAACUCAUACGCCAGAUGCAAAGAUUAUUAGGCCCUAGUUUAAAUUAUAACACAGCUAGUUUUUUCUUGGAUAUGAGUAAUUGGAAUUUACAGGCAGCUAUAUGUUGUUUUUUAGAUUACAGUUUGCCUCCCAAGCUUCCAUCAAUGGCAUUAAAAGGAGCUCAAACUCAAGAAUCUGCUGUUGGACCUGCUACUCAUUUUGAACAAAAUUGGAGUAUUGCCAACACAGGAACAGAAGCAUGGCCGGGAAGCUGUAGGUUAAUACAAGCAGGUGGCGAACCACUGGGAGCUACGCCUGUGUAUGUGCCACCAUUGCCUCCUGGACAUUCCACAAAUGUUUCAAUUAAAUUAUUAGCACCCAGUAUUGCUGGUGUGCAUAGAGGCUAUUUUCAUUUAGUUACUGACAAAGGCGAGCAAAUAGGGGAUACUUUAUGGGUAGAAAUCACAGUAGAAUCUGAAGUAACUAUGGCUCUUACAGAGCAACUAGCUGCAUUACCAGUACCAAGUAGCAGAUUGGAGGAAUCAGUAUCACAGGUGCCAUCACAAGAUGACCAAAUGUGCUGAUUAGAACUUAUUUUUAUUAUAAUUAUUUUAUGAUGGCUUUUAUUUACAAUUUCUCACAAUUAUUUACUUUAAUUUAUUUAUAAUCUGUGGUUUUAUUUUUCAAAAUAAAAUAUUAAAGUGCUCUUGAGUCGUGCAAGAGUUUAAAUAGUUUAGCCUGGCAAGCAUACAAUCGGUAGCAUAAUAAAUACAGUCACAUGCAAUACGUCACGUAUUACGACCUACUAGUUGAAUACUAAGAGAAUAAGUAUGGCGAAUAUAUCUCAAUAUAUUUUACAUCCCUCUUUGUAAAUCUUUCAAUACAUGUGCCAUUGGCCAAGUUCAUUUAGCACUCCUAAAAACUAAAAAGCAAAAGAAACUUAAAAUAACGAAAUCAAAGUUGAAACCGUCAAAGUAAUCUUAGUCAGGAUAGGUUUUCUGAGGAUAUGCCGGACGUUAGAUUUUUUAAGGUACGUUUUACCCGACCACCACUGUAGGCUUCCAACGUUAAUAAUCACUACGUUUUAAACUUGAAAUGAAUGAAAACAAUACUUUAGGAUUUAUUAAACUAAUUUUAAUUAUUCACUGAUGAUAAGAUUUCGUACUUUCUAAAAUCUUAUUUGUAUUGAUUUUCGCUAAUGACUCAAAUGUUGUAUGCGUAAUAAUUAAAAACUCAAUGGUCUAAGGUCUCAUGAAUAUUAAAGGCCUUUAAAAUUUGCCACAGUGAUUUUAUUUCAUUGAUACGCAUCUGCUGUAUCAACGCAGUGCAGUUAAUAUAAACCAUUUAAGCAAGCUUGCCUUUUCUUUUUUAGAAGUAAAAUUGAAACUUAAACGCCAGAGUGAUUUUUAAUUAUGCAAAAUUAAAUAAGACUUAUGAACAAUGAAAUAAGUGAAAAAAUGUACAAACCGUAUGAAAUACUUUAAAAUGAAUAAGAUGUGAAUUUGUUAUUGUUGAAAUGUUUACAAUUGUAUAAGGAAAUCGAUUUUAUUAGCAUCACUUAGUUUUAGGUAUGAAUUGCCAUUAAUGAAUAAUUAUGGGGUUUUUAUUUUGUAGUA